This is a messenger RNA of Aspergillus saccharolyticus JOP 1030-1, 1620 nucleotides long. RefSeq lists its product as uncharacterized. Lineage: Eukaryota; Fungi; Ascomycota; Eurotiomycetes; Eurotiales; Aspergillaceae. The coding region runs from base 1 to 1296 and encodes 431 amino acids. Gene Ontology annotation, molecular function: protein binding. The record is from RefSeq and is a predicted model, not a curated record. The transcript is spliced from 4 exons.
AUGGUUGAAUAUACGGCCAAUGCCUUACAGCCAGUCUGUGUGGCUGCUACACACGAGGCUGGGAUUGAGGAUCAGAGUUCUCAGAUGAACAUGCGGUCCACUAGCCAGGAGCAAGAUGUCAGCACGGAGAGGACGCCGCGAGCCGCCUCAGGCAUAUUUGACUCCAACAUCAUCAAAAGUGCCGAGUGGUCGGCUGAUGGAACCACGCUUUUGACAGACUCGGCAGACCAUCACAUUAGGAGCUAUAUCUUACCACCAGACCUCCUUGAAGAGAGAUCAUCGCCUCUUCAUUUAUCGCCAUAUUCGACGUUGGCCUCAGCGGAGCCGACAUAUUCUAUGGCCAUGUACCCCUUCUUCUCUCUCCAGGACCCUUCUACCACUUUGUUUCUCUCUUCUGUUCGAGAUCAUCCGAUCAGACUAGCAUCUGCUCUGGCGCCUAUGCAAGUGGCCUCUUAUUCAUUGGUCAAUCCCAUGACCGAGGCGUUCAUCACUCCUCACUCGAUGCUAUACCCCCCAAGUCUCGGAGGCACGCAGUUUCUCACCGGAUCUGACAGCCUCAUCUGCCUAUUUGAUGUCUCUCGACCAGGGAACGACGGACCUGUCACGUCAAUGCCUACUAUUCCGAGUAAGCGCAGGCAGGUCGUGGGGGGUGGGGUGGGCAUGAAGGGGAUCGUUUCUGCGAUGGCCGUGGAUCCCAGCGCGCAAGGUAUACUGGCUGCAGGGACCUUCACCCGUCACGUCGGGCUCUAUGACUCGCACGGGAGCGGACAAUCUCUGGGAACAUUCAGCAUCGCAAAGACAGAAGCAGAUUCCCAUAUCGGAGGGCGCGGGAUCACGCAGCUGCUCUGGAGUCCCUGUGGUAGGUAUCUUUAUAUCGCAGAGCGCAAAAGUGAUGGAGUCUUGGUAUAUGAUAUUCGAGUGACCGGUCAACUGCUCGGAUGGCUGCAAGGGCGCAAGGCUCUCACAAAUCAGCGCAUGAAGAUCGAUGUGGUGGCCACUGAUCAAGGAGGCUCGCAUGAGAUCUGGGCGGGAGGAACCGAUGGAUGCAUGCGAGUGUGGCAGAAUCCUACCCAUACUGUUGGGGGACAGGAGCCGAAGUGGGAGUGGAAGGUUCACGACGAGUCAGUAAGCAGUACUGUGCUGCAUCCUUUGGGUAGCGUGGCCGCUACAACUUCAGGGCAAAGGUAUUUUGCAGACGAACCUGACGGUAGCACUGCACCCCGUGACUCGCAUAGCGACAGAAGCCUAAAAGUCUGGUACAUGCCAUUUCUGAAUAGUACCGGCAACGUCGAUUGAACUAACAGGAGGGUGUUACAAAAAUAAUGGUUGUGUGAAGUGCAGACCAGAAUUCUAGAGACCUCAUUCAGGGACGACGUCAUGAUAUGCGAACUGAUGGGGUCUUUGAAACAACAGCGAAUAGGUUAUCAUCGCGUCUUAUUGCCUGAUGAUGACACCGGUCUUCAAGCUACAGUUGCCUGGCUUGUAUCGAAGCCUGCAUAUGCACACUUCGGUGACACAAAACAUUGUCCUGAAGCCACAAUUCGUCCAUCAGACUCGACACACAAGGUAAUAUCAUACUGAACCAAGGGAAUACCGGUUUGGGAGCGAUGCAGAUCAUCG